This is a messenger RNA of Orbilia oligospora ATCC 24927, 570 nucleotides long. RefSeq lists its product as uncharacterized. The record is from RefSeq and is a predicted model, not a curated record. The transcript is spliced from 2 exons. Lineage: Eukaryota; Fungi; Ascomycota; Orbiliomycetes; Orbiliales; Orbiliaceae. Bases 1 to 570 code for a protein of 189 amino acids.
AUGAGCACCGCAGCAGUACUUCAACCCAGUGCCGUCGACCUCACUGUCGUCAAGCCUACCGUCGUUGAGGUCGGACAAGAGAAACAAGAAAUUGGAAUCGCCGCACAUCGUGAAAGCCUCACCGACAACGACAAAGAAGUUAUUGUCGAGUCGAAAGUCGAAAGACAAGUCAAAGCGGGUGUCUUCGGAUCCUACCCCACCGCUGCAACAGGCAUAACCUUCAAUAUCACGAACAAAACAUACCACACAUUUUCCUGGGGCUCUAAAAGCUUUAAUCAAUCUGAAUGGCGCUACACUGCCCCAGACUACAUUAACUCCCAGGGUUCCGCAUCCUGGACUAUAUGGCCCAGCGGCGACAGCUACACCUACAGUGGGUGGAUCACCUACGUUCUCGACGGAACGGACGGAGAUUUGAAAUGGAGUUGGGAUAAUAGUUAUAGCGACGGCGUGGAUGCUGAGGGGUACGGUGAGGGGACUUUGGGGAUGAGGGUUGACCUCUGGGAGACUGGGUGGACGUAUUACAACAGCACUGGGAAUUUUACGAUUAACUAUGAGAUUAGAUAUUAUUAG